This is a messenger RNA of Mytilus trossulus (common blue mussel), 1094 nucleotides long. RefSeq lists its product as uncharacterized. Gene Ontology annotation, molecular function: calcium ion binding. The transcript has 2 exons. Gene Ontology annotation, cellular component: membrane. The record is from RefSeq and is a predicted model, not a curated record. The coding region runs from base 72 to 959 and encodes 295 amino acids. NCBI's taxonomy places the organism in Eukaryota, Metazoa, Mollusca, Bivalvia, Mytilida, Mytilidae.
UUACACAGCAGACAAAUUUUCGAUCUGAUAAGCACCGUAUAGUACGUAUAUUUGUUGUGUACAUGUAAGAAAUGCUUUUGGUUCAAUAUUUAAUUGGAUUUAGUUUGGUGAUAGUUAAAUCACAAGAUCAGAGGGGUUCUACUGUUUGUGACAUCAACCAUCGACACACAUCAUGCCCUCACCUAUACUGCUGUGCUCGUGACGACUUCUUAUUAGAAGAUAUACUAUGUAAGCCUUAUGGGAGACUAAAUGAUAGGUGUACCACAGUUCAUUCAGAAGAGGAUUGUCCAUGUUUAAAAGGUCUCUACUGUAAAACUGACCUUACUAGUGAUACCUUCACGUCAGUUUACGGCCAUUGUCACAAUGAUACAAUUGAUAGAGCUCCAACAACAUUAAGACCAACAACAACAAUUCGGGUGCACUCGAACAAUCAUCCACCUCAAAUACACCUAAGAAAUCAUAGUAUAUAUGUUUCUAGAGAUACAAACGUGGGAACAAAUAUCACUGGAUUUACAGCCACAGACCGAGACGGAGGGGACAGGGGUAAUAUUCAUUGUUCAAUUCUUCAGAUACCAUAUUUUGGUAUAACAAAGUUUACGCCCCAUAGUUUUGAAAUAAUUGUCAAAUCCUCUUUGCGAACUUUAACGCCGCAAACUUUCCAAGUAUUUAUAGACUGUGAGGAUGAUGGCUUUCCACAAUUGAACAAUAUUGCAAAACUUGAUGUUCACAUUCUCAUUGAAUUAUCCCCUCUAUAUACAACUAUACCGGUAUCGACUGGAGCUCCAGAAAGCACCAAUACAUCGUCCAGUAUAACAAAUAUGAAUACCGUAUCAACAAGUACUACUGUGACAUUUACUAAAUCAGUUUCGUCAUCUUUGACGGGGAUAACUCCACAAACGCCUCUUAAAACAAAUCGGAGAGGCUUACGUGUAUUUAAGGCUUACAAAAACAGAAAAUAAUCAGAAAAAAAUGUAUUUAUCUGUAGAAUUUCAAACAUCAUGUGGACACAUAGAACUCCAUGGAAGAAUACCGUAAAUUAUGCAAUAACCAAUGUUAUAUUCCUUAUGUCAGUUGUAUUAAACAAAUCUUCUGUU